GAGGAAGAGGGGGCUUGGGGGAAGGGAAGGCGAGGCAGAGCCGAGGAGAGAGAAGAGAGAGGAGAGCGCGAGACGAGAGAGACAGAGAGAGACAGAGAGAGACAGAGAGACAGAGAGAGAUAGGACUUCCUCCCCACUCGCAAAGUGAAGUCACUUCCCAAAAUUAGCUGAAAAAAAAGUUUCAUCCGGUUAACUGUCUCUUUUUCGCUCCGCUACAACAACAAACGUGCACAGGGGAGCGAGGGCAGGGCGCUCGCAGGGGGCACUCGGGGAGGGCCCAGGGCGCCGGGGAGGCCGCGCCCGGCUGAUCUGAAGGGGCUGCGAGGUCAGGCUGUAACCGGGUCAAUGUGUGGAAUAUUGGGGGGCUCGCCUGCAGACUUGGCCAAAUGGACGGGACCAUUAAGGAGGCUCUGUCGGUGGUAAGUGACGACCAGUCCCUCUUUGACUCAGCCUACGGAGCGGCGGCCCAUCUCCCCAAGGCCGACAUGACCGCUUCGGGGAGUCCUGACUACGGGCAGCCCCACAAGAUCAAUCCCCUCCCACCGCAACAGGAAUGGAUCAAUCAGCCAGUGAGGGUCAAUGUCAAGAGGGAGUAUGACCACAUGAAUGGAUCCAGGGAGUCUCCAGUGGACUGCAGCGUGAGCAAAUGCAGCAAGCUCGUGGGCGCAGGCGAAUCCAACCCCAUGAACUACAACAGCUACAUGGAUGAGAAGAAUGGCCCCCCUCCUCCCAACAUGACCACCAACGAACGCAGAGUUAUCGUGCCUGCAGACCCCACACUCUGGACACAAGAGCACGUGCGGCAGUGGCUGGAAUGGGCGAUAAAGGAGUACGGCUUGAUGGAGAUCGAUACCUCCUUCUUCCAGAACAUGGAUGGCAAGGAACUGUGCAAAAUGAACAAGGAGGACUUUCUCGGAGCCACCUCCCUCUACAACACGGAAGUGCUGCUGUCACACCUCAGUUACCUCAGGGAAAGUUCACUGCUGGCCUACAACACAACCUCCCACACAGACCAGUCCUCAAGACUGAGUGUCAAAGAAGACCCUUCUUAUGACUCAGUCAGGAGAGGAGGAUGGGGCAGUAACAUGAAUUCUGGCCUCAACAAAAGUCCUCCCCUUGGAGGGGCACAGACCAUGAGCAAGAGCACUGAGCAGCGGCCCCAGCCAGAUCCAUAUCAGAUCCUUGGUCCAACCAGCAGUCGACUAGCCAACCCUGGAAGUGGGCAGAUCCAGCUGUGGCAGUUCCUCCUUGAGCUACUCUCCGACAGUGCCAACGCCAGCUGUAUCACCUGGGAGGGAACCAAUGGAGAAUUCAAAAUGACAGACCCCGACGAGGUGGCCAGGCGCUGGGGGGAGCGGAAGAGCAAGCCCAACAUGAAUUAUGACAAGCUGAGCCGGGCCCUUCGAUAUUACUAUGAUAAAAACAUUAUGACCAAAGUGCAUGGCAAAAGAUAUGCCUAUAAAUUUGACUUCCAUGGCAUUGCCCAGGCUCUGCAGCCACAUCCGACUGAGUCGUCCAUGUACAAGUACCCUUCUGAUAUUUCCUACAUGCCUUCCUACCACACCCACCAACAGAAAGUGAACUUUGUCCCUCCCCACCCAUCCUCCAUGCCUGUCACUUCUUCCAGCUUCUUUGGAGCAGCGUCACAAUACUGGACCUCCCCCACUGGUGGGAUCUACCCCAACCCCAAUGUCCCCCGCCAUCCUAACACCCACGUGCCUUCACACUUAGGCAGCUACUACUAGAAGCUUAACUAUCGGUGGUCUUCCAGUUGAAGCCCCAGUCCUUACUCUUCCUGGAUAUUUUGGACUCUAAAGGACAUAUGAGACCUUGAAAAGAAAAAACAAACAAAACUGGAUGUUCUUUCUUGAUGAUAGAACCUUUGUAUUUGUUCUUUAAAAACAGUUUUUGUUUUUGUUUUUAUGUCAGUAACUCUUGCUUCCUCUACCUGAACAAAGAGACAGAUCAUUCCAUGGGCCAGUAUGCCAUUUUGGAUUCUCGGUCUCCUGUCAUCUUUUGGGUUGAACAUUUAGAUAACUGGGAUGUUUAUAUCAUGGUUCUGAGAAAGAAGCUGUAAAUUUUUUUAUAUUUUUAUGACCAAAGCAGUUUCUUAACACACGGGUUUUAUUAUUGUGUAGGAUUCAAUACAAUAAUGAACCCCAGACAUAACCAAUCCUGGUCUGGUUUAAGAUUUAGUGGAAACAGAGGCAAUAGGCUUAUAGUCUUAUUUUAGGAGGUCCUAACUCAGUGGAUGGCAACUGGAACAUUGGCUGUAAGACCAGUGAAGUUUUCACCCAACUGGAAUUUGCAAGAAAGAACAUGUGUAUAUGUGUGUAUUUAAAAUGCCAUGGGCAUUGCAGAUACCCUUCUUGGGCAGUGUGCACCCUGCCUGACCAUUCUGUCCAGAAAUAGUCAAAACAUGAACUGAGAGUCUCAUGCAAAUACAAACAUUCCUGAAAGAGAAUUAAAUAUCGUUUUUUUAAAGUGACAGUGAGUCCCAGAACUUUGAGAAGUCAUAGGGAUUUCUAAACUCAAACAGAUUCGCAAGCGCUGUGCGUUUGUCAGACCAUCCGACCAGGGUCAACCAAUCAAAAGGCAACUUACUGUAUAAAUUAUGCAGAGUUAUUUUGCUAUAUCUCACAGUAUUAAAAAGUAAAUAAAAAAUUAAAAAGAAUAAAGAAACGAGUUGACCUCGGUCACAAAUGCAACUUUACUAUAAAAUCAAUCAUCGUUAUUUUUUUAAAUGUAAUUUGUACAUCUUUUGUCAAUCUGUACAUUUGGGCUAUUUGUACGUUUUUAUAGCUGGUUUUUAAAAAGCAUAAUGUGACUAUUGCUGAAAAGAAAACAGGGCAUUUAAGUCACUGACUUACUAGGAAGAGAAGCACUGGUACAGUUAUUUAACAGGCAUGUACAAGCAAGGCAAAGAAAUCCAUUUAAAUUUUUAAUGCUUUGAACAUGUUUGUAAAUAACAGAACAGCAAUGAACAGAACACAGAACAGAACAACCAAACUUUCCCUUGUGUAGGUGGGGGAUUUUUCCUGCUCUAUAUAUGCAAUCUAUUUUUAGACAUUAAAAUAUAUAUAAUUUUGCAGGUAAUCGUUGACUUUUUUUAACUAUAUUAAGUGUUAAGCUGACAACUGUCAAUGGAGACUAUGUUGUAAAAUAAUUUGACUAAAUAAAUUGUGCCUUCUCUCAGAAA
This is a messenger RNA of Chinchilla lanigera (long-tailed chinchilla), 3199 nucleotides long. RefSeq names its product Fli-1 proto-oncogene, ETS transcription factor (gene Fli1). NCBI's taxonomy places the organism in Eukaryota, Metazoa, Chordata, Mammalia, Rodentia, Chinchillidae. Bases 387 to 1745 code for a protein of 452 amino acids. The record is from RefSeq and is a predicted model, not a curated record. Gene Ontology annotation, biological process: regulation of transcription by RNA polymerase II; cell differentiation. The transcript is spliced from 9 exons. Gene Ontology annotation, molecular function: sequence-specific DNA binding; DNA-binding transcription factor activity, RNA polymerase II-specific. Gene Ontology annotation, cellular component: nucleus.